CCGCCCUGUGCGGUCAUGUGACCGUCUCCACUCAAGUCUCCUGUCCUGGCGCUCUCUGAUGACGUCACUAGCUGUCAAUCAUUAGGCUUGUGUCCUUCAACUCCCAGUUCUGCUACCAGCCAUGGCCUCCGCAAGUCGGCAGCUCCUUGCAAGAUGCAUGUCAUCCAGCGCCGCCGCCAAGAAGCUCGCCAUCAAGCAUGUAACGGUGAUCGGAGGAGGCCUCAUGGGAGCCGGGAUAGCACAGGUGGCUGCAGCGACUGGACACACUGUAGUAUUAGUGGACCAGACUGAUGACAUCUUGAAGAAGUCAACCAAAAGUAUUCAAGACAGCUUGAAAAGAGUCACCAAGAAGAUGUUUGCAGACAAGCCUGAGGCUGCUUCUCAGUUCGUUGAGAAAACACUGUCGAACUUCAGCACUAGCACAGACCCAGCGGCCGUGGUACACAGCACAGACUUAGUCGUGGAAGCCAUUGUUGAGAACUUGGAAAUAAAACACGAGCUCUUCAAGAGGCUGGAUAAAUUUGCACCAGAACAUACCAUAUUUGCCAGCAACACCUCUUCACUGCCAAUAACUGACAUAGCCAACUCCACAACUAGGCAGGACCGGUUUGGGGGGCUUCACUUCUUUAAUCCUGUCCCAAUGAUGAAGCUGGUUGAGGUUAUUAAGACACCAAUGACCAGCCAAACUACUUUUGACUCUCUCAUGGAUUUCAGUAAAGCACUUGGAAAGACUCCUGUGUCAUGCAAGGACACCCCUGGGUUUAUUGUUAACCGUCUUCUGGUUCCCUACCUAAUGGAAUCCGUCCGUCUUCAUGAAAAAGGCCAUGCCUCUAAAGAAGACAUUGAUAUUGCCAUGAAACUGGGAGCCGGCUAUCCAAUGGGUCCUUUUGAACUUCUGGAUUAUGUUGGUCUUGACACUAGUAAAUACAUUAUUGAUGGUUGGUACCAGAUGGAACCUGAAAACCCCCUGUUUGCCCCCAGUGAGUUGCUGAAUAAACUAGUUGCUGAGAAGAAACUGGGAAAGAAGACUGGAGAAGGAUUUUAUAAAUACAGAUAACAUGUCCUUCUGCACUGCAAAUAUAUAUUUUUUAUAGUCUCUCUUGCUUGCUAUAUGACUGCUAUGACCUUUCAGCUGAAUGACCUAAUGCAACUUUCAGCAUAUUACACAUUGACACUCUAGUGCCUUAGAGCAAGGAUUCUCUCAUCGUGAUCAAAAUCCUUUUGUACAGCCGCUUACAAACAUUGACCUGUCAGUAGCAAGCUGGAGUCAAUAAAAAUGAAAAAUGUAA
Molecule: messenger RNA, 1289 nt
Organism: Hyla sarda
Lineage: Eukaryota; Metazoa; Chordata; Amphibia; Anura; Hylidae
Gene: HADH
Product: hydroxyacyl-CoA dehydrogenase
Exons: 8
Coding region: 122-1057 (311 amino acids)
Biological process (GO): fatty acid beta-oxidation
Cellular component (GO): mitochondrion
Molecular function (GO): (3S)-3-hydroxyacyl-CoA dehydrogenase (NAD+) activity; NAD+ binding
Source: RefSeq, a predicted model, not a curated record